UGAUCAAAGAUUUUGGCCAAUAAGAAAGCCUCUUUUAUUUGGGUGUUUGCGAGUUCUCUUGACGUGAGAUAUCUCUCAAAAUGGUGAAUGUUCCAAAGAAUCGCCGCACUUACUGCAAGAAGUGCAAGAAGCACAUGAACCAUAAGGUUACCCAGUACAAGGCUGGCAAAGCUUCACUAUACACCCAAGGUAAGAGGCGUUAUGACAGGAAGCAGAUGGGAUAUGGUGGUCAGACCAAGCCUAUCUUCCGUAAGAAGGCCAAGACGACCAAGAAGAUUGUACUGAGGAUGGAGUGCAUGGAUUGUAAAUUCCGCAAACAGCUUCCAAUCAAGAGGUGUAAGCAUUUUGAAUUGGGAGGAGACAAGAAGAGGAAGGGACAAAUGAUCCAGUUUUAAAUGUGCAACAUCCAGAUUAUCAACCGGCCUUCUCGCGUUCAUCUCACCACAUACUUCCCUUCAACCUCGCAAUCGCUCUGGACCUGUCUACCUAUGGUUAUCACCGCCAUGAACCUUCUAUUCCAUCAUCGAUCAUUGUCAUCAGGGAAUUGAUGUCUUCAAAAGUAGAAGUGCGUUGACCCAUUGGAAAGGGGUCGACGCACUUCCAACUCCAAACAGAUGACCCAUCUGCUGGUUUUGAGGAUAUCCUGUGAAAGCCUGCCAUGUUCUCUAUUUGGAGAUUGUCUUCAUGGAGAAGCUCAGAAGCUCUUGAGGAAGUGGCUUUUCUGUCGGCUAUGGAUGAUAAUAGGUGGGCAGUGAAUAACUUUGAGAACUCUCACCAUAUUGAAUGCAGAUGAAAUCUCACUAAAUCUAUGACAUCUUGGAACAAUGAAUAAAUUUGCAGAUUAUUCGCCACAAAAGUA
Lytechinus variegatus (green sea urchin) is the source of this 859-nucleotide messenger RNA. RefSeq names its product 60S ribosomal protein L44-like. The record is from RefSeq and is a predicted model, not a curated record. The transcript is spliced from 5 exons. Gene Ontology annotation, cellular component: cytosolic large ribosomal subunit; ribosome. NCBI's taxonomy places the organism in Eukaryota, Metazoa, Echinodermata, Echinoidea, Temnopleuroida, Toxopneustidae. The coding region runs from base 81 to 395 and encodes 104 amino acids. Gene Ontology annotation, molecular function: structural constituent of ribosome. Gene Ontology annotation, biological process: translation.